CCUGCAAAGUGAUGCACAGUAAAAUAUGGCGGCCAACAUAGAGCAGAUUUUCCAAGAUUUCAUAUUGAGUAAAAUCAGAGAAAUUGAAGACCAGAAUGAAGACAAAUCUGCUGGUGAAGGAGUGGGUGCUGACAGUGCAAUGGAUGGAGCAGAGAAAGCCACUUCAGAAAGGGAGAAAGAGGAAGACUUCAGGGGCAGUGGUUCACAAAAGAAACAUAAGAAGCACAAAAAACACAGGAGUAAGAAGAAGAGGAGGAAUCGAGAGAAGGAGAGCAGCUCGGAGUCUGCGGCAGAACUGGAGGGAGGAACCAAGCAUCGUCCAAGAAGAGGAACACCAAGCGAGGUGAAUAAGGAGGAAGGUGAGGAAAAGAAGAGUAAGUCCAAAUACCACAAGCGGCACUCAUCAGGAAAGAGGAAGAAGAAGAAGAAGAGGAGGAGGAAAGGUGAAGAGAGCUCAUCAGACUCUGACUCUGAGUACGUGUCAAAGCAGAGGGACAGUAAAUAUGAUCAAAGCUUAUCGCCAAGGCGACGAGAGGAGCUGCCUGAUAUCAUCCCCAAACAGGACAGCUCCAAUACAGGAAGAAGAGAGGAGGAAAGACACGGCAGGAGGAGCUGCCGUUCCCGUUCGCAUUCACAUUCCGAUUAUCAUUCACAUUCCUGCUCAGUGAGUAGGAGCUCGCGCUCUCGGUGUAGACGCCACCGCCGCCGAAGAUCUCGGACUCGCUCCUUAUCCAGUUCACAGCAGCAUAGGACCCGGUCCAGCUCUUCUGAGAAGAGGGAAGCUUUGGAUGAAUCCAUACAGUCCCCCCGAGGUCCUUCAAAAAGCCUCCAGCCAACUCAGCUGGCCUCCAGCCCUGCCCGAAGACACAUCAAAGCAGAGGAGCUGACGGAGACGGGCACAGUGGAGCUGCAGAGCCCUGAGCACUGUGAAAAGCCAGCAGAGAAGAAGGAAGAGAAAGCAGAGGACACAGCACAAAAACUAGUUCCAGGUUGUGGCACAUCCCAGUCCCAGCUGAAUCAGUCCAUAGCUUGUGAAUCUGAGCAGACCACCGAGGCCAGCUUCCCUCAGCUGAAAGGAUCGGAAUACUCCAGGUACCCUGUCACCAGUGUUAAAUCACCAGCAAAGAAGAAGAGGAAAUCAACCAAGUCCCCACAGAGGAACAAAGAAGGAAAGUCAUCAAAAAGGCAGAGAAGAUCCAAGUCACCGUGUAGGAGCCGCAGGAGGGGAUCCAGAUCGAGGAGCCCUUCAAGAAGGUCGAGAUCACGCUCGAGGUCAGGGGGCCGGAGGUCGUGGAGGUCACGCUCGUGGUCGGUGUCACGGGGUCGGAGGAGGGCUACAUACAGCCAAAGGGACCGGUGGAAACGAGAGCCGAGUCACUCCCCGGUACUCAUCCUCCGCAAAAACAGGUCCCCCACCAGGAAACACUGCAGUUCGAGCAACAGCCCUCAACGCAUCAGUGAACUGGAUAAGGACCAGUUGUUGGAAAUUGCCAAGGCCAAUGCAGCUGCUAUGUGUGCCAAAGCAGGUAUGCCCAUCCCUGCUAGCCUGAGGUCCACGGUGCUUCCCCUGGCUCUGCCAAGUAUGGCCAUGAAUGCUGCUAUGGCCAGUAUGACUGCUGCCACCAUGACAGCAGCCUUGUCUAACAUGGGAACUCUGUCUUCACUGCUCUCACUGCCCUCCAUUACCAACAAGCCACCUCCUGCUGCCGCCCAACCCAACAUUGCUGCUCUGGAGGAGGUGAAGAGGAAAGUAGCCAAGCAGGCCAACAGCAUCAGCAUUAAGGAGUUUACAGAUAAAUGCAAGAUGAUCGUGGACAGUAAAGGAGAGCUGCCGGUGGCAGUGCCUCACAUUUCAGACGAAGAGGAUGAUGGGAAACCCUUUGGAGGAUCAGCUCUUCGAGAACAGAAAGCCAUCAGCUUCAGCAUCAAUAACACAACAGUUCGUCCAGCAGUGCGUAGCGACGCAGGCAUGGCAAAGGAGUUUCCUGUGUCUUCAGGAUCCCAACAUCGCAAGAAGGAGGGCGAGGGAUUGGGCGCCUAUGGAGAAUGGGUUCCGGUUGACAAAGCAGCAGACAAAGCUGCCGCUGCCUCCAGAAAGACCCUGACCGCUGUUCCCACGGCGUCUGCUACCUCAUCAUCAUCACUAGGUGAAGCAGCGGCGAUAGGGUCACCAGAGGCUGUGGAGCAGCCGGGGUUUACGCCCGUCAAUGACAGCGUUUUCCCUGACCCACUGCAGCAGCCAGUAGACAUCUCUCAGGCUGUAACUGAGAGAAUCAAAGCUCAGAGGCGAUUGGCUGAGAACCCCUAUGAUGUCAGUGCCAUCUGCAUGCUCAGCCGGGCACAAGAGCAGGUGGAUGCAUGGGCCCAAUCCAAUACUGUUCCUGGUCUGUUCACUGGUUCAACUGGAGCCCAGGUCCUCAGCUCUGAGGAGCUGUCCAACAGUGGACCACAAGCAUGGCUGAAGAAGGACCAGUUCCUCAGGGCGGCUCCGGUAUCAGGGGGUGUUGGGGAGUUCCUGAUGAGAAAGAUGGGCUGGAAGACAGGAGAGGGCCUUGGGAGGAACCGCGAGGGUACCGUGGAGCCGAUCGUCAUCGACUUCAAGGUCGACCGCAAAGGACUAGUUGCUGAAGGAGAGAAGCCACAGAAGCAGACCGGAGGACUGGUGGUCACCAAGGAUCUCAUGGGAAAGCACCCGGUGUCCGCUCUAAUUGAGCUGUGCAACAAGAGACGGAUAAUGCAGCCAGACUUUGUCAUGGUUCACCACAGUGGUCCUGACCACCGCAAGAAUUUUCUCUUUAAGGUCACAGUAAAUGGUGUGGACUACCAGCCUCAGACAGCUAGCCCCAAUAAGAAACAUGCCAAGGCCAUGGCAGCUACAGUUGCCUUGCAGGCUCUGGGAGAGGUUCCUGUUGAUGGACCAGGACUCUACACUGGCCCUGUCUUCACUGCUGCUUCUACCGGCCCCCUGUUCUCCACAUAAACACACACACACAAGAGUGUUUCGUUUUUGUUUUUUUGUUUUUUUUUUGUCCCAUUAAAUAACCGGCCAAUCAUUUCUACUCCGAUUGGCUUAUUUAUAUUCUAAGAAAUAAACACAAAAUAUUCUCAGCACACAAAAAGUCAGAACUACGGAGACCACUCUGGCUUCAGAUGGCACAGAGUAUCUUUAAGUCAAAACUACAAGUGACCAAUUUUCUACCUGCAAAACCACACUUUUGUUUCUGUUUCUUUUUUUAAGUCUGUAUAUUUAUUGCAGGGUGGCAAAUUUUUUUUUUUGCCAGGUUGUUACGGUUGAGAAAGUGUUUCCAUCUCAUGUUAGAAGUGGAUGGCAUGUAUUUAUGUAUCUAUGUACGUAUGAUGACAUUUAUAAUAUAGUAGCAUUUCAGCCUCAUAUGUAUUAGCUUGCCAAUACUUUUAGUCUAACCCUAGACCAGACAGGAGUUUCUCUGCAAUUUGUUGUUGGUCACGGCAAAGCAGAGUGAAGUUGGUCUAUUAAUGAAACGCUAUAUCUGUAAAUGACUGUGUCUUAUUGGUUGGCACCUUUUCUGUUGGUCCUAAUGUUAUAUUUGUGGCCUGGCGUCCCUGUUUCUCAUAUAAGACGCUGCUAAACUUUGUGGAACUGACCUUCUAAAAAUGUGUAAACACAAAAUAAAGAUUCUAUUUAUGUUAUGUUGUA
Messenger RNA from Toxotes jaculatrix (banded archerfish), 3676 nucleotides. RefSeq names its product protein SON (gene sonb). The transcript is spliced from 20 exons. The record is from RefSeq and is a predicted model, not a curated record. NCBI's taxonomy places the organism in Eukaryota, Metazoa, Chordata, Actinopteri, Toxotidae. Gene Ontology annotation, biological process: regulation of cell cycle; regulation of mRNA splicing, via spliceosome. Gene Ontology annotation, molecular function: RNA binding. The coding region runs from base 26 to 2980 and encodes 984 amino acids.